This is a messenger RNA of Symbiodinium natans, 1227 nucleotides long. The record is from the annotation of a GenBank genome assembly. NCBI's taxonomy places the organism in Eukaryota, Dinophyceae, Suessiales, Symbiodiniaceae.
AUGGCCCCGGCUGCUGGUGCGGGUGUUGGUGGACUCGACGUGGCCGGCAGCGGCAGCAGCCCUUUCGCACCGGGCGGGCAGAUGCAGCCAAAUCCUCUGGGAUCUGUGGCAGGUACCCCAAACGGCUCUGCGCUCCAACCUGACAGCCGGCAACCUUUGAGUCUGGCAAACCCUGGAGAUGAUGCAUCAAGCGCCCCUGAGCACGUGGGACAUGUCGGUGGCGGAGGGGGCAGGCGGAUGAGACCGCCCGAUUUCAGGAGCAUGCUGCAAGGCGACGACGGACCCACCAGCGGCGCGUCUGCGAAUGUGAUGAUGCCUUCCAGCAGCCCCGCCCAGGCUGUGGGUGCAGGUGUCUCCGGUGUCAAUGGAGUUGAGAUUGCCUCUAGCGCCACCAGCGUUCCUCCGCCAGCACAGGGAUUUCUGGCUGGUCCGACUAGUGCCUUGGGGCAAGACAGUAGCUUGCCGGCCAAUCCGAUGAACCCUGCCGUCGGUGCGGCCAACGUUCCCGGCCCUGCGUUGGGAGGGAAUUUGGGUGGCGGAGGUCUAGGUGGAGGCAGGCGGAUGAGACCACCCGAUUUCAGGAGCAUUCUACAAGGCGACGAACCCGCUGGUGUGCCUGCAAAUGUGGCGAUGCCUUCCAUGGCCCCGGCUGCUGGUGCGGGUGUUGGUGGACUCGACGUGGCCGGCAGCGGCAGCAGCCCUUUCGCACCGGGCGGGCAGAUGCAGCCAAAUCCUCUGGGAUCUGUGGCAGGUAUCCCAAACGGCUCUGCGCUCCAACCUGACAGCCGGCAACCUUUGAGUCUGGCAAACCCUGGAGAUGAUGCAUCAAGCGCCCCUGAGCACGUGGGACAUGUCGGUGGCGGAGGGGGCAGGCGGAUGAGACCGCCCGAUUUCAGGAGCAUGCUGCAAGGCGACGACGGGCCCACCAGCGCAGGCAUCCCAAAGAGCGCUGUGAGUCCGGACGGUGCAGGUCAGGGGCCCCUUGACGGAAGGUGGAACCCUUCGGCUGCCAAUGGCGUCUCGCAGGACAACGCUGUGUUCGGGAACGCGGGGAAUGCUUUGCACAUGGGACCGACUGCAGGGCUCAAGAUGCAGGAUGAUCCUGGCAGCGCUCCGAAGCCAUCGGUAGCCAGCGACCCCUUCGGAUUGGAUGAUCUCUCCGGCGGCUACGUGCCCAGCGCCCCCUCAGCGCCCCGAAGGCGACGUCCCCGCGCCGGCCAGCUCUGA